Hylaeus volcanicus is the source of this 1294-nucleotide messenger RNA. RefSeq names its product isoaspartyl peptidase/L-asparaginase-like. The transcript is spliced from 3 exons. Gene Ontology annotation, molecular function: hydrolase activity. The record is from RefSeq and is a predicted model, not a curated record. Lineage: Eukaryota; Metazoa; Arthropoda; Insecta; Hymenoptera; Colletidae. The coding region runs from base 118 to 1248 and encodes 376 amino acids.
UGUCUGUUUACAUCUUACAUUUGUAUAUCAGAGUCCAUUUUAUGUUUUGAACCUCAAAAUUUAGAAUUAUAUAGUUAUUAUAAAUAUUUGCGUAUUUUUUCUAUUGGUUGAAAGAAAAUGCAACACGAAAAAUAUUGUUCUUCUCGGCAAAAAAAUAAUUCGUAUGAUAAUAUAUUAAAUAACCUACAUAAAAGGAUAGGAGCAGGAGAAUGCAAAUGUUACGAAAAUAACUUCCCCUGUAUAAUUGUCCAUGGAGGCGCAGGGAAUUUUAACGAUUCUAUAGAUACGGAAAAAAUGACAGGUUGUAAAAAAGCUGCAAUUAAUGGAUAUAAAAAAUUAAUAGACGGCGAGAGUUCCGUAAACGUUGUAGAGAGAACUUUAUGGUGGUUAGAAUGCGAUGAAUUUUUUAAUUGUAGUUACGGGUCUGUGUUGAAUGAAAUAGGAAAAGUGCAAAUGGAUGCAAGUAUUAUGGAUGGUUUAACUUUUAAAUGCGGAUCCGUAGCAGCAGUUUCAGAUAUAGAGCAUCCUAUAACACUCGCAAAAUACGUCUUAAACAACUUUCCAAAUUCCAUUUUCGUGGGCGAAGGCGCUAAGAAUUUAGCAAAAUAUGCGAAUUUAAAUUGGUUAUCAGACGGGAAUAUGGAAUCACCGAUGGCGCGUAUAGCUUAUUAUUUAGGAAAAGAAGAAUAUGAAGCAGAUGUCGAUGAUCUAAGUGUACUGGGUGUCGAUAUGUUAACGAAUAGUUUUGGUACUGUCGGGUGUGUAGCAUACGACGGUCAUAGUAUUGCUGCAGGAACCACGACAGGCGGUUUAAACAAAAAGUUAGUAGGAAGAGUAGGAGAUACUCCAUUGUUAGGUUGUGGUACAUACGCUACCAAGGAUAUAGGUUGCUCUGUAACAGGGCACGGAGAGUCUAUAAUGAAAUUAGGAUUAGCACGCGCGAUCACGGAAGAUGUUCAAGACAAUUUUACAGGGGAAGAAGCCUUAUACAAGCAUUUUUCUUGCAUGUUAAAUAAAUUUGAGAAAACUGGUGGUGGGGUAAUUCUUCAAUCGAACGGUCGUUGGGCAACGCAUUUUACUUCCGAUAAAAUGCCAUACGCGGUAAUUGAAAAUGAUGUAAUCACAUUUGGAACAAAAUUACACGAGGAAAGAAGAGAAUUGUAUGGCAAACAUACUACGAAAAAUUGCGAAUGCGAAUGUCUCGCUAUAAUUGUAUCUAUACUACGCUACCCUAAUCCUUUGACAUAACACAAAAAGAAUUGUUGAGUAUUUUACUUACAUAAAGUACUUUAUA